AUGAAGGAGGCCGCGGCGGAUCUGGGGCACCUGCUGGUGUUCGCCUUCCUCUUCUGCGUGGGCGCCUUCAUGGUGGCGCCGGUGAUCACCGACGUGACCAUGGCGGCGCUCUGCCCCGGCCAAGACCAGUGCUCCCUCGCCAUCUACCUCACCGGCCUGCAGCAAGCCAUCACCGGGCUGGGGGCGCUCGUGGUGACGCCGGUCAUCGGCAACCUCUCCGAUAGAUACGGCCGCAAGGCGCUGCUCGCUCUCCCGGCGACCUUGUCCAUCGUUCCACUGGCCAUCAUGGCUUUUAACCAGACGAGGCCGUACUUCUACGCCUUCUACGUCGCCAAGACGCUGACGGCGAUGGUCUCCGAGGGCGCCAUGAUGUGCCUCUCCCUCGCCUACGUGGCCGACAAGGUGCCGGAGGGGCGGCGAGCGGCGGCCUUCGGGGUGUUCUCCGGCGUCUGCACCGCCGGCUUCGUAGGCGGCACCAUCGCGGCCCGCUUCCUCUCCGUGUCCUCUACAUUCCAGGUGGCGACGUUGGCGUCGGUUGCUGCGGCGGUAUACCUGAGGGCCUUCGUCCAGGAGACGGACCGCGGAGCCUCGCUGCUGCGUGACCAGGAGGCCUCGCGCCUGCUCUUCCCUCCCUCCUCUAGCCCCGAGGAGGCGUCGCCGAGGCUCCCGCCUCUCCGGAAGGUGCCGUCGCUGUCGGAGAUGGCCACCCUUCUUACCAGCAGCUCAACUUUCACGAGAGCAGCGGUCGUCACAUUUUUCCACGGCCUUGGCGAAACAGGCCUGCAAACUGCAUUACUGUAUUUCCUGAAGGCCCAAUUCCACUAUACCAAGAACCAGUACGCUAAUUUGUUGCUUAUUAUUGGCAUUACAGGAAGUUUCUCACAGCUGACCGUGAUGCCUCUCUUAGCGCCGAGGCUGGGUGAGCAGAAGCUACUUGUCGUGGCACUUACAGGCAGCUGCGUGCAUGGAUUCCUAUACAGCAUUGCAUGGUCAUUCUGGGUUCCUUAUCUUGCUGCAAGCUGUGUGAUUCUAAGCAUUUUGGUCGGCCCUUGUAUAAGGAGCAUUGUAUCAAAAAAAGUAGGGCCUUCUGAGCAGGGAAUGGUUCAAGGCUGUAUUACAGGAAUCAGCUCAACUGCAAGUGUCAUAUCUCCUCUAGUUUUUACUCCGCUCACAGCAUGGUUCCUAUCAGAGACGGCACCUUUCAACUUCAAAGGUUUCAGCCUGGCUUGUGCUGGAUUUGCUACGUUGGUGGCACUCACAAUGAGCAUUAAUAUGAGGCCAGCAGAGGUUCAGCCAGAUACCAGAUAG
Messenger RNA from Triticum turgidum subsp. durum (durum wheat), 1308 nucleotides. The record is from the annotation of a GenBank genome assembly. Lineage: Eukaryota; Viridiplantae; Streptophyta; Magnoliopsida; Poales; Poaceae.